AAAAAUCUCCUCUGCCAUAGCUACACAAUUUGGAUGGAACACAUGGGGUUUAUAUUGCCGUCAAACCCACAGAUAUAAUGUCUACGAUCAAACCUCGCGCAAAUAUCUUAACCGCCUGCUGAACCAGUCACGUGGUACAGCCGGGCAGCGAGGCGUCGGACGUCGCCAAUGACGUCACUCGUCUGAAACGAUACAAGCCUCGGUACGCGCUUCGCGGGAACACUUCCUAUAUUACUGCUUGACUUACGCCUCGAAGCACCGGCACAGCAGGUAACAUUACUACCUUCCGGUUGUUCUCCGCGUUUGAUUUAAGAACAUACAGUGUAUGCGUUUCGCGGUGGUGGUAACGGAGCAUCAGGUUUUGCUGUAAAAGCCAUAACAAAGCUCAGUAGCUUCUGCAGCACGAACACAACCCUGUGAUCAGCCAUUGUUGUUUUGGCCGGACCCGCGCAGGCGUCCUAGGCUAUGUGUGACGUAAGCGUUUCAAGAAAGAUGCGGCUGUCUGUCCACCCGGAGGUGAAACGGUAGUCGUUUACGGAUUUGUGCACUCUGGCGGCCCGUUCCCAAAACGCUGUUUCCGUGUGGAUGAAACGUCGAUACGACAAAAAAACAAAAGAUGGCGCCCUCUCGGUGUAAAAGACCCACCAGCGCUGCUAUGCUGCUGAGCCACAGGAGCAGAGGGAUCAAGGAUGCUGGAUCCAUUACUAGACUCAAUAUGAAGCUCUUGAGAGGGAUAAUUAUUCAGGACAGCAGGGAAUUUAUCAAAGUCUGGAGUAAGACGUCAAAAUCCACAAUAAUGUAUGAGAGUGGUAAACUGUACUUCGAAAACUACCAGAUCUGUCAUAGCUGUAUUCAUCCUCCGCCUCAGCUACUUUACGCACUGCCCAGGAGAUCUAAACUGGAUAAAAUUGAGGAUGCCUUGCUGUGUCAGAGCUCACUUGACAAAACCCUGCCAUCCCCCUCUGAUCACAAACCCAGCCUCUUGGCUUUGGCCAAUAACUGGCUGUUACGCCUCUCACCUGAAACUGGAAAAGAGCUGCAGAGAUUUUAUCUCUCCUCAAAAACCAAGUUCAAGUAUCUUAACUGGGAUGCUUCCCAAGAGAUAUUUUAUGUGAAAUCUAUUCUAAACAGAUCAGCACUUGCAAGACAGGCUGGUACAGUGAUGACUCUGACCAUCUUUAAAGUUUUCCCCUUGGAAAUUGUGGGCAGUUUGGAGAUCAACACAAAGGUUUUUGGAAGUGAUGUGGCAGAUGUCAUCCUGUCUCUGGGGAUCCUUGUGGUGUCUCACAGCAACAAGUCAGUAAGGCUGUAUAGCUUUGAGCACAUCCUUAAAAAGCACUUGACGGAAAAGUUAACGUUGGGCAAACCGAGUUCCCUUCUUGGAGGCAAAACAGUGGGAGCAAUGCCAGUUGGUAUUCCAGUGAAUAUCCAGAUCACAGAACGCCCACCCUUGCUUUUUGAGUUGACACGCACUAAUAACGGCAUUCAGAUUGGAGGCUUCCCGUGGCAUUACAUCUACACACCAUCAAAUAAAAAACACAGCGGGACUCACCACAUCUGUUCACUCAAGGAUAAAACUGUGGCAACACAUGGAAUUCAAAACAUGAACUGCUGCUCUCUAGAAAGUGAUGGGAUCUUCUUUCACCCUGACAACUCAGGAAGAAUCAUUCACAUGGGACCAAGCACCAUAAAUGUCCUUAAAAUCCUGGGUGAACUGAACACUGGUUUACCAUCAAAGGUUGUCACUGAUUUCACUUUGGACACUCAGCAGAACAGCCAACCUACCUCACAGGUCACUGUCACAUCAUACGGUCGCACGGUGAGAAGAAGAUUUCAUCAACUAGAUGAUGACCCAGAACAAAAGACUUUCCGUAUGGUGGAAUACGAGGAUGAGCUGGACCUCCUGGCAGUUGUAGUAACCGACAGUGAGGAGGAAGAAGGCAGGGCCAGAGUCCAACUGCAUGACAACCUGAGCGGAGAAUUACUGCGCACUAUUGAUCUGGAUGAACCAUGGGAUGAGACUUAUCGACAUGAGUUGUUCUUCGACAGGGACACGAUAGUUCAUAUGGAACAAACAGACACCAGCUUCAGCUGCCAUGUCUACAAACUUAAGGCUGCCAGAAAAUAAGUGAAUGAAGCUCCAGAAGACUUCAACUGCAGCUAUGCGGACCUCUAUCUGUUUUUUGUACUGUGGUGUACGGUGUACUUGUGGUGCUGUUUAUUCAUCAAUGCAUUCACGUAAUUUCUUCUGUUCAAAUGCCACUUCAUAAUUAUGUUGGAUCUUUUUUUUUUUAUCACUCUAAUGCUCUGCACAGGAAUAUGUUAAACAUGUCCUGUCUCACAGCUAUUUGCCUUUUUUUAAAUUCUUUCUCUGAAAUAAAAAUAUAUUUUUUUAAAUUA
Cheilinus undulatus (humphead wrasse) is the source of this 2400-nucleotide messenger RNA. RefSeq names its product ddb1 and cul4 associated factor 17 (gene dcaf17). The record is from RefSeq and is a predicted model, not a curated record. Lineage: Eukaryota; Metazoa; Chordata; Actinopteri; Labriformes; Labridae. Bases 617 to 2128 code for a protein of 503 amino acids. Gene Ontology annotation, cellular component: Cul4-RING E3 ubiquitin ligase complex. Gene Ontology annotation, biological process: protein ubiquitination. The transcript has 14 exons.